Molecule: messenger RNA, 2073 nt
Organism: Auxenochlorella protothecoides
Lineage: Eukaryota; Viridiplantae; Chlorophyta; Trebouxiophyceae; Chlorellales; Chlorellaceae
Product: Eukaryotic translation initiation factor 4G
Exons: 11
Coding region: 1-2073 (690 amino acids)
Cellular component (GO): eukaryotic translation initiation factor 4F complex
Molecular function (GO): mRNA binding; protein binding; translation initiation factor activity
Source: RefSeq, a predicted model, not a curated record
AUGCAUGGACCGAACCGCACCCCCCCCUACCACACGGGCCAGAUGCAGGCGCAGCACCGCGCGUUUGUGCCCGGGUCGGGCCACAGGGGUCCGUCGCCCACGGCACCCCGCGGUCCGCACCAGGGCGGCUCUCCCAACCUGGGGAUGAACAUGCACUACCCAGGGGCGAUGCAGGGCUACGGCGCGUAUGCCUACGCGCCCGGCCCGGGGUAUGCGCAGCACGGCUGGCAGGCCAAUCUGCAGCAGUACGCCUACUACCCCAACUAUGGCGGGGUGCCGCCGCAGUACCCCAACUACCUUGAUCAGCAGGCGGGGCCAGGGCAGCAGGGCGGCGGGCAGCAGGGCUCGCUGCCACAUGUGCAGCACGGGGUGCUGGUCAUCAAAGACCCGUCGACAAACGAGGCCGUUGAUCUGAGCGAUGUGAAGCCUGCAGCCCCCACCCCAGCAGGCAAUGGAGCCGCAGCCGUGGCAGCGGAGAAGUCAGCAGCAGCAGCACCCAUCGCAGAAACCGCGGCGAGCAGGCCCUCUGCACCUGCAGUGAAGGUUACCAAGUCUGCAGCCGACGAGGUACCCUCAAAUGCUCCUGCUGAGGCUGCGGCAAAGGCAGCAGCACCCCCAGCAGUUUCCAAGCCGGCCGAUGACAAGACCACCAAGCAGGCUGCCAAGGUGGACGUGCCUGUGGCGAAGGAGACAGCGUCCCCAGAGGUUGGCGCAUACCUGUCCGAGGAUCCCGAGGAGGAGAAGGCGCAGAAGGCUUUGAAGUCCAUGCUGAACAAGAUCACUCCCGACAACUUUGACAAGAUCAAGGGACAGAUUGUCGCUCAGAUUGACGAGCGCAAACGAGCUGCUACUCUGCAGAGCUUCAUCGAUCAAAUCUUCGACAAGGCGCUGACAGAGACGAGCUUCUCAGAGUUGUAUGCCAGCCUCGUCAAAGAAUUGAAGGACAAGCUGCCCAGACUCACCGAUGAGAGCGGAGAGGUGGUGGAGUUCCGCCGUGCAUUGCUCAACAAGUGCCAGGAUGAGUUCCAGGAGGGCGUGGUUGCUAUGAAGGCUGUGGCGGAGAGAGAGCUCCGCUCGAAGGACGGCGCUGCACCCGACGAGGAGAAGGAUGAUGCCGAGGAAGGAGAGAUCGAGCACGAGCAGGGCGAGGUGUCCCAGAAGGCAACAGCUCUGGAACUGAAGCGGGCAGAGCGCGCCGCAGCUAAAGCUGAAGUCGAAGCAAGGAAGCGCAUGCUGGGCAACAUCAUUUUCGUUGGGCAGUUGUUCUGCCGCGGUGUGCUGACAGAGAAGGUCAUGCACUCUUGCAUUCAGCAGCUCCUCGACGAGACUGAGAACCCUCGUCCUGAGGACGUGGAGUGUCUGUCCAAGCUGAUGGUCACCGUCGGAAACCUGCUGGACCACUCUGUCAAGAUCCAGAGGAUUCAGACCGAGGGUGGUGGCGAAAGGAAGGCACCCUCCAAGGAGCUCAUGGAUGUAACUCUGGAACUGAAGCGGGCAGAGCGCGCCGCAGCUAAAGCUGAAGUCGAAGCAAGGAAGCGCAUGCUGGGCAACAUCAUUUUCGUUGGGCAGUUGUUCUGCCGCGGUGUGCUGACAGAGAAGGUCAUGCACUCUUGCAUUCAGCAGCUCCUCGACGAGACUGAGAACCCUCGUCCUGAGGACGUGGAGUGUCUGUCCAAGCUGAUGGUCACCGUCGGAAACCUGCUGGACCACUCUGUCAAGAUCCAGAGGAUUCAGACCGAGGGUGGUGGCGAAAGGAAGGCACCCUCCAAGGAGCUCAUGGAUAUGUACUUCCAGCGGAUCGGAUCAUUGGCCCAGAAUGCUGCUCUGGACUCGCGGCACAAGUUCAUGUUGCAGGACAUGGUAGAGCUUCGUCGGAAUAAAUGGGUGCUGCGCAGAAAGGUGAUCGGAGCUUUCCUGCGCACUCUGAGCAAGAUUGAAGGAGCAGAAGCGGCCAAGACUCGAUUGAGCGACAGCGGGUUGAAGCUUGCAGACUACCUUCCUGCUUUUGAGCGGGACAGUGAGGAGGUGUUGCAGAAGGCCGUCGACAAGUUCGAGUUGGCCAACUUGUUGUGA